Salmo salar (Atlantic salmon) is the source of this 5421-nucleotide messenger RNA. RefSeq names its product Janus kinase 1 (gene jak1). Gene Ontology annotation, cellular component: cytoskeleton; membrane; cytosol. The record is from RefSeq and is a predicted model, not a curated record. Gene Ontology annotation, biological process: cell differentiation; tyrosine phosphorylation of STAT protein; cell surface receptor signaling pathway via JAK-STAT. Gene Ontology annotation, molecular function: growth hormone receptor binding; ATP binding; non-membrane spanning protein tyrosine kinase activity. Lineage: Eukaryota; Metazoa; Chordata; Actinopteri; Salmoniformes; Salmonidae.
UGCACCAAUCAGAAUGUGUGAAGCUGAGCUUGACGCACUAUUUUCGGGAAUAGGGACGUUACUUGACAGGAAGGGUUAGCUAGAAAGAUUAUGUAUGUACUUUCGACCAGAAGGGAAAGAAACUCGUCGGGCAAAAACAAAUUCGUUUGGAAUAUUGACAUGACUAAGGAUAUUUUCCUGUCAAGAUCAACUCAGUCUUUAUAGUUUCACAACGGAUAAUUAUAUUCUGGAUCUACGAACAGAACGAUACGGAAGUAAACUUGCCAUCUGGCUAGCUUGCUAACGGCUAGAGUCUGGAUGCCAAGUCUGGGGGUGAUGGAGCUGGGCAGGCAACUGUGUGGGAAGAUGAGGAGGCCGAGGAGGGCCGAGGGCCCCGUCACUGUGCCCAUGAGAGGUCUGGAGAUUCAUUUCUACCUACCAGAUAUUCACCCGCUGCUGUUCCUCAAAGACAGCUUCACCGCUGAGGAGCUGUGUGUGGAGGCCGCCAAAAGAUGCUAUAUCUCCCCCCUGUGCUGUAAUCUGUUUGGUCUGUAUGAUGAGAACCAACAGCUGUGGUACGCCCCCAACCACGUCAUCAAGGUUACUGACGAGACCUGCAUCAAGCUGCACUACCGCAUGAGGUUUUACUUCACUAACUGGCAUGGUACCAGUGAGCGUGAGUCUCCAGUGUGGAGACACUGUAUCAGUAAGCUGAGGGGAGGUCUCGGCCCACAGAGGGCCCCUGAAGGUAUACCCCUACUGGACGCGGCCUCCCUUGACUACCUGUUCGCCCAGGGCCAGAAUGAUUUCCAGAAGGGUCUGGCUGUGGUUCGUUGCCCCCAGAGUGAGGCAGAGCAGCAUGAGAUAGAGAAUGAGUGCCUGGGCAUGGCUGUACUGGCCAUCACUCACUAUGCUAUGACCAGAGAGAUUCCCCUGUCUACUGCCUCCAAUGAGAUCAGCUACAAGCGUUUCAUCCCGGAGAAACUGAACAGGCAAAUCAAACAGCGGAACAUUCUCACCCGGCUCCGCAUCAACAACGUCUUCAAGAACUUCCUGAAUGAGUUCAACAGUCGCACUGUUCAGGACAGUAACAUCACACUCUACGACCUGAAGAUCAAGUACCUGUCCACCCUGGAAAGCCUGACCCGGGGCCUGGGGAGGGAGAUGCUGGAGCCCAGGGCCCUGGUAGUUACCCAAGAGGUGGAGACCAAUGGGGGGCUGAGCGACGGGCCUGAGUCUUCCCUGGCCAUGGAGGUCCAGGUUACUGGCACCACAGGGAUAUCAUACAGGAGGAAGCCCCCUAAUAAUACCUUGAUCCUGAAAGAGAAGAACAAGUCCAAAAAGAACAAGUUUGAGGGUAAACAGACCAAGCCCAAGAAGAAAGACACCAGCGACGGCUGGGUGACAUUCUGUGACUUCCACGAGAUCACACACAUUGUCAUCAAAGAGUCCACUGUCACCAUCUUCAGACAGGAUAACAAGAAGAUGGAGGUGCAGCUGGAGUUUAAAGGAGAGGCGUUGGCGUUCGCUGCCCUGGUGGAUGGGUACUUCCGUCUAACGGUAGAUGCCCACCACUACCUGUGUACAGAGGUUGCCCCUUCCUCUGUGGUGCAGAACCUACAGAACUGCUGUCAUGGACCUAUCUGUACAGAGUAUGCCAACCAGAAGCUUCGUCAGGAGGGCAACGAGGAGGGAACCUACGUCCUGCGCUGGUCCUGUACUGACUACCAUUACAUCAUCAUGACCGUGGUCUGCAGCGAGUUGGAUCUGUGUGAGUCGAGACAGGUGCGUCAGUAUAAGAACUUCCAGAUCGAGGUGGGUUCAGAGGGUUUUCGUCUGUAUGGGACAGAGACCUACAGGUCAUCUCUCAGAGAGCUGCUAGACCACCUGUCUGGACAGAACCUCCGUACGGACAACCUCCGCUUCCAACUCAGCCGCUGCUGCCCCCCACAGCCCAGAGAGGUGUCCAACCUGCUGGUGGUAACUAAGGACAGAGUGCUGGUCCCCCAGACAACCCUGCAGGAGAGUCAACUCAGCUUCCACAGGAUUCUCAAGGAGGAGAUCAUGCAGGGAGAGCACCUGGGGCUGGGUACCCGGACCAACAUCUAUGCUGGAGUACUGAAGGUGAAGAGUGAGGAGGAUGCAGGAUACUACCCCUCUCAGGAGCUCAAAGUAGUGCUGAAGGUGUUGGGGUCCGGACACAGAGACAUCUCCCUGGCCUUCUUUGAGACAGCCAGUAUGAUGCGGCAGGUCUCCCAUAAGCACAUCGCCCUGCUCUAUGGAGUCUGUGUACGACACCUUGAGAAUAUCAUGGUGGAGGAGUUUGUCCAGUUAGGUCCGUUGGAUGUGUUCAUGCGGAGACAACGCAGUCCUCUCAGUACACCAUGGAAGUUCCAGGUGGCCAAACAACUGGCCAGCGCUCUCAGCUACCUGGAGGAUAAGAAGCUAGUGCAUGGCUUUGUGUGUACCAAGAACAUCCUGCUAGCCAGAGACGGAGUGGACAGUGAGGGCGGACCCUUCAUCAAACUCAGCGACCCCGGCAUACCCAUCACUGUGUUGACCAGAGAGGAGUGUGUGGACCGGAUCCCCUGGAUUGCUCCAGAGUGUGUGAAGGACUCUGCCAACCUGAGUGUAGCGGCUGAUAAGUGGGGCUUUGGCACAACACUGUGGGAGAUCUGCUAUGACGGAGAAGUACCCCUCAAAGACAAGAAACUCACAGAGAAAGAGAGGUUCUAUGCAGCAGAGUGUCAGUUAGCUACUCCAGACUGCAAAGAGCUGGCUGAACUGAUGACCCAUUGUAUGACCUUCGACCCCCGCAAACGCCCGUUCUUCAGGGCCAUCGUCAGAGACAUAGACACCCUGGAGGAACAGAACCCCUCUAUCAAGCCUGUACCCACUCUGGAGGUCGACCCCACUGUGUUCGAGAAGAGGUUCCUCAAGAAGAUUAGAGAUUUAGGAGAGGGUCACUUUGGCAAGGUGGAGCUGUGUCGGUAUGACCCAAGAGGGGACCGGACAGGGGAGCUGGUAGCAGUGAAGAGUUUAAAGCCAGAGAACAGAGAGGAACAGAGCAGCAACCUCUGGUGUGAGAUAGGAAUCCUUAAAGAACUUUACCACCACAACAUUGUCAAGUACAAAGGCAUCUGUCAGGAGGAGGGAGGCAGAGCCAUCAAGUUGAUCAUGGAGUACCUGCCUGCUGGCAGUCUGAAGGAGUACCUCCCCCGCAACAAAAGCCAGACCAGCCUGAAGACCCUGCUCAGUUACGCUGUCCAGAUCUGUCAGGGAAUGGACUAUCUGGGAUCUCGGAAUUACAUCCACCGGGAUCUGGCGGCCCGGAACGUUCUGGUGGAGAACGAGAGCACGGUGAAGAUCGGAGAUUUCGGACUCACCAAGAGCAUCAAGGACAACGAGGGAUAUUACACGGUCAAAGAUGACCUGGACAGCCCUGUGUUCUGGUACGCCCCAGAGUGUCUGGUCCACUGUAAGUUCUACCUGGCCUCUGAUGUCUGGUCCUUCGGUGUCACGAUGUAUGAACUACUCACCUACUGUGACUCUGCCAUCAGCCCCAUGACGGUGUUCUUGAAGAUGAUUGGUCCCACUCAGGGUCAGAUGACUGUGACGCGAUUGGUCAAGGCGCUGGAGGAGGGGAAAAGGCUGCCCCGCCCUGAGAGCUGUCCUGGAACGGUGUAUGAGCUGAUGAGGAAGUGUUGGGAGAGCACCCCCGACAGGAGGAUCACCUUCAAGAGCCUCAUCGACGAGUUCACCCGCAUGCUUGCCAACAACAGCUUGUAAUCACAGCAACCACCCUCUACGCAAAGCCUUACCUACCACUGAUACAAUCCCAGGGGUCAAGGGAGAAAGGUUAAGGGCCACAGACUAUGGUGACCUGGACCAAAAAAACAACGAAAUCAGUGCUGCUGCAACACACUUUCUUUCACGUUGUUGUUGACAUCCUCUAUAUUUACACUUCUGUUUUUUCCCAGAGAGAUAUUAUACUAGAGAUAUCAACUAUAUGGAUGAAUACAUACAUAGCAUAUGGAAUGAAACAUGUCCGAACACAUAGCUUUGACAUCUUGCUGAAUGUGACACUGAGCUGUGUACACCUCUGUCACCUGGGGCCCACCAUUCAGUCUGACCUUUCACCUUUUAUCAAAAUGUAUCAGCUCUGCCUUUUUCAUAUUGCCAUGUAUGUAUGGACCUGUAUCCUUAUAAUCAUUUCUAAAAUGAAGAAAAGCGUUGAAGAAAAAGAGGGAGAGAGGCCCUCGAUUGGACCUGUGCAAGAUGGACUCUGGAAAAGGAUUGCUACGGCCACUGUGAAGAUGACACAGUGACAAAGCCAACAACAUGUUAGUGAACAGGAUUCUGACCAUGGACUGUGACUGCAUGAGGCCACCUCCCAGUGAGUGGUGACAGACGUGUAGGAUAUAGGAUACUGGUGAAACAUCAAAUCACAUUUUAUUCUGCACAUUCUUCGUAAACAGGUGUAGACAGGCCCUUCCCAACAAUGCAGAGAGAUAGAAAAUAGAGAAAUAAAACAUGUAAUAAUAAAUACACAAUGAGUAAUGAUGUAUGGGAUAUAGUAUACUGUUAGCAGUGGGUUGGAUUGGGAUGAAGGAUACUGUUUACAUUGAAGGGAGGAGGAUGGGAAAGUAGUACCUGUGAUGGACAAUGGAGGGCAGUAAAGCUUUACAUAAACUUUACUGUAAAACGCUCAUAUUUCAAAACAGCUUCUUAAGUACAGCCAUAAUGUGUAUGUUCAAUAUUUCAUGUCUUUAUUUGAAUAUAUAAUAAAUCAUAUUGGGGGUGUGAGGACAGAAGGAAGGAGAUGAAAGAACAGAGCCUUAAAAAGGUGUUAUUUGAGACCGUCUAAAAGGGUAAACCACAGAAAUAGAAUUAGCGGAACAGACAUUGUUAUAUCUCAUGAAAUGCAUAUGCCAGUAAGGUCUACAGCACGUACAGCAGUGGAGGCUGGUGGGAGGAGCUAUAGGAGGAUGGGCACAUUGUAAUGGCUGGAAUUGAAUAAAUGGAACAGUAUCAAACACAUCAAAGAUAUGGAAACCACGUUUGACUCCGUUCCAUUAAUUCCAUUGCAGACAUUACAAUGAGCCCAUCCUCCUAUGGCUCCUCCCACCAGCCUCCACUGACUUACAGGUAUCUUUACCGUAGGCAAACAAACAGUUAAAGGGAAAACGUGAUAUUGAGAACGUAUGUAAAGAAGGUGCUGGACAGACAAUGUGUGGAUGAGAUAGUCAAUGUAAGAAGAAGACAACACAGAAUAGUUUUUUCAGUUACAAUCCAUGUUUAUUCUGGAAUGUAAAAGACAAUUCCUUCUGCUCAUAAAGAAGAGAAAACAAAUACAUUUUUUCAGAGGAAUAAGACAAAGAAAUAAUGACUGACGGAAACAUUUACAUAAAUACACAUUAAAAUAAAUAAAACCUAAAAUGC